AUGGCCCCUCCGCCGCCGUCAUCGCCGCCGCCGCCUAUGGUAGACGAGGGCUACCGCGCCGGCGACCGGCUGGUCGUGCACGCCCUGGCUCCCGUGGGGACGCUCCUGGGCAUUGCGUGCAUCACGACGGGCCUCCGCAUAUACUGGAGGUUACAGCCGUCCCAGCGCAUUGGCGCCGACGAUUACACGCUCCUCUUCGCUUUGACCGCUGAUCUGGGUCCGGCACGGUCGCAGUUCGUGACCAUUGCUUGGUACGGGAUCGACGCGGCCAUGUACCAUCACGGCCGGGGUCUCGAAGGCUUCGGCCCCGAUCCUUGGACCAUGGGGCCGCUGAUCGUAGCAGGCGGCGUGCUCUGGGUCUGGGGAAUCAACGUCAUCCGCAUCUCGGUGGCCCUGAUGCUGCUCCGGUUCAGGGAUAGCCGGUCGCUGCCGUGGACCAUGACCGUAUGGGCCGUCAUUGGCGUCCAGACCUGUAUGCUUGCCGUUGGAACCAUCAUGCACCUCGUCAUGUGCAGGCCCAUCUCGGCGAGGUGGGCGCCGACCCCUUCCGCCAACUGUAUCAAGCCGACACAUUUUAUGACGUACGGCUACCUUUACAGCGGCUUCACCAUAGCCUCCGAUCUCAUCCCCUCGCUCCUACCCAUCACGUUCAUCCGCACUCUCAGCCGGCCCUUGCACGAAAAGAUGCUCAUCGGCUGUCUCAUGGCCGCCCGCACAGCCGCUACUGGCGUGGCGGUUGCGCGCCUGCUGCUCGUCGUGGGCUACUUGGGCCCGGGCGGCCCCGUGAUUAACGUGGAGCAGGACAUCCUCUGGGGCCUGGAGCUGACCAUCGGCGUGCUGGCGGCCUCCGUCCCGUCCCUCAAGGCCCCUACGCACCGCAUCCUGCGGUCCUGGGGCUUGCUGCGCUCCCGCUCCACCAGCGACAUGUCCUUCCAGAGCUUCCUCGACCGCCUCCCGAACGGCUCCCACGUCUCGCGCCGAAUGGGGCCGUGGCAGUACGCCGUCCCCGACCAGGAUCCCCGGACCGAGGGCGGUUCAGGGGAGGAGAUGCUCAAAGGUUCAGAAGCCCUGCAGGUCCCGGGCAUUAGAAGAUGCCGCAAGGCCAGGCUGGUGACUGGAUAUAAAAUGGGAUACUUCGCUUAUAAUAUCUCUUGCUCCCUGUCGUGA
This is a messenger RNA of Thermothelomyces thermophilus ATCC 42464, 1167 nucleotides long. RefSeq lists its product as uncharacterized. NCBI's taxonomy places the organism in Eukaryota, Fungi, Ascomycota, Sordariomycetes, Sordariales, Chaetomiaceae. The record is from RefSeq and is a predicted model, not a curated record. The transcript is spliced from 4 exons. The coding region runs from base 1 to 1167 and encodes 388 amino acids.